Molecule: messenger RNA, 1426 nt
Organism: Triticum urartu
Lineage: Eukaryota; Viridiplantae; Streptophyta; Magnoliopsida; Poales; Poaceae
Product: LRR/ubiquitin-like domain protein
Cellular component (GO): cytoplasm
Molecular function (GO): protein binding
Source: RefSeq, a predicted model, not a curated record
GCAUGGGAGGGCGCGGCUGGAGAUGAGCAGGCGGAAAGGGGUGGUUCAGUUGUGUUCGCUCGAUUGAUCCAAAAAAAAAGUUGCGUUCGCUCGAUCGAGCAGCGGGGAAACAAGCCAUGGAGAGCUCGCCGCCCACAAUCACCGUCCAGGUGAAGUUCGCCGGCCGAACCAUUCCGGUGGAACUCCCGACAUCCGCCUCCACCGCGGAGCUGAAGCUCCUCCUACAGCCGCUAACCAACGUUCUCCCCCGCGGCCAGAAACUCAUCUGCAAAGGAAAAGUUCUUGCCGACGCCGCGAGUCUGAGCUCGAUGCAGGUGGGGGACGGAUCCAAGGUCAUGCUCAUCGCUUCACAGGGUCUUCACCAGGGGGAAGGCCCCAUCACUAAGAAUAGCAGUGGUCUUGCACCAAGUGCAAAAAGAACCUCAAAUGUUAAGGAUAAUCAAACACUAAAACCGGAGAUUAUCAGCAAAAGCCGAGCGGAGCGUUGGAAAAUAACAGGUGUCAUUGCUUUAUCUGGUUCCAGUUUGAAGGCAGUGCCUGAGGAAGUCUGGGACUGUGGCUCCUCCAUACGAGUACUAGAUGUCUGUAACAACUCAAUUGAAGCAAUUCCACAGAAAAUUGCUGCCCUUAAAUCAUUAAAUAAAUUGUUGCUAACCGCCAAUGACAUAUCUGAUGGGGGCAUCAGCUGGGAAGGUCUAUCAUGUGUUGAUACAUUAACAGUUUUAUCUUUAAGCCAAAAUCGAUUGGUCACUUUACCUCCGAGUUUGGGCACAUUGACUUUUCUACGUGAACUUCGCAUUGCAAAUAACAUGCUUGGCAGCCUACCUGUUGAAAUAGGUUUGCUGAAGCAGCUAGAGAUUCUUAUAGCAAAUAAUAAUAGGAUAACUUCGCUGCCUUCCUCUAUAGGCGACUGUGAAUCUCUCUUUGAGGUGGACUUAUCAUCGAAUCUUUUAGCCGAACUACCAAAGGCUUGCGGAAACCUUCACAAUCUGAAGACUCUGCAUCUAAGGAACAAUGGUCUUAAUUCCCUACCGCCGACUUUAUUCAAGAAGUGCUGGCGGCUUACUACACUUGAUCUCCAUGGCACCGGAAUUACAAAUGACAUUCUUCGACAGCUGGAGGGCUGGGAGGAGUUUGAUGAACGUAGGUGGCAGAAGUAUCAAAAGCAGCUGGAUUUUCAUGUAGGAUCAUCAGGUGUUUUCGACGAGGGUGCGGAUGAUGAUAACCGGCAUGCAUAAUUGUCUUUCUUAUUACAGACAGGGUUUUGCGCUUCCAAUAUUGUCCCAGAAUUAUUCUAGAAUUGAACUUGAACAGACACGGAGCUGAUAUUAUUCCUCACAUUUUGGUCGUGUAUUUGUUUAUUCCUAUCAUUUCAUUACAUUUUAAUACCAAGUGAUGAAAAGUGGUGGCUACCUGUUAAACAUUA